CGGUAUAUUGACUUCAAAAUAAAGGAUUUUUGCAGCAUCGGUUUCCAUAACAAUAAGCGUGCAAGUUGGUGACAACGAUUGAGGUUGUCUCGAGCUUUGAAAAUAACCGAUCAAAGUCUGAGUUGUGUCUUGAACGUUCUGAAUCCUGACACCAAAGUUUGAAACACUACUCCCAUAGCUUUACCUUUUCCUUUCACACCCAAAAUAAUAUCAAAUAUUUAAAUAAUAAUAAUAAUAAAGAGUUAGAGAAAGGUAACUGGAUUUGGGUUAUCUGACACUAUCACGUGAUCUACCACUCACGACAUUGGUUUCGUGCUGUCUUAAAACAAACAGUACCUUUAGCCCACGCGCCAUUUUUCUUCUCUCUCUCCCUCUCUCCACUGUUAUUAUGGCAUUAUGCUAAUGGAGGUUGCUGUUGCUGUUGUUGUUGCUUGCGUUUACUUUGUAUGAAGCUCAAGGGCUUCAAUUUUUCACUCCCGGAUCUUCUUCUUUUUCUUCCUCAAGCUUAGGUAAAUGGGAAUCAUUUCAAGGAAGAUCUUUCCAGCAUGUGGAAGCAUGUGUGUUUGCUGUCCUGCAUUGAGGUCGAGAUCACGACAACCGGUCAAGCGUUACCGAAAGCUUCUUGCUGAUAUCUUCCCCAAAUCCCCUGAUGAGUUUCCAAGUGAAAGGAAGAUUAUCAAAUUAUGUGAAUAUGCAGCAAGAAAUCCUUUCCGGAUUCCAAAGAUUGCGAAACAUCUUGAGGAAAGGUGCUACAAAGAGCUCAGAUCUGAGCACAUCAAAAUCAAACCUGUCAAGAUCGUCGCAGAAACUUUCAAUAAGUUGAUUUCUGUUUGUAAGGUGCAGAUAGCAUACUUUGCGGUUAAUGUGCUUGAUGUGAUGUCGGAGCUCUUGGGUUGUUCUAAGGAUGAGACCAUCCAAACACUUGGUUGCCAAGUCUUAACAACUUUCAUAUACUCUCAGGUUGAUGCAACUUAUACUCAUAACAUGGAGAAGUUGGUGAGGAAAGUAUGCAUGCUAUCGCGGGAGCAUGUCGGAGCACUUGAAAAGCGCUGCUUGAGGGCAUCAAGCUUGCAAUGCCUUUCCGCGAUGAUUUGGUUCAUGGCUGAAUUUUCACACAUAUUCGUGGAUCUUGAUGAGAUCAUUGAUGCCGUUUUAGAUAACUACAAAUGCGGUACACCAAUUGAAGAUGGUGGAGUGAGGGCAGAGCCUCAUCAUAAUUGGGUGGAUGAGGUUGUCCGACGUGAAGGUCGCGGUGGUUCAGUUGUCAGUGAUGGCAUUCACUCUAGCUGCUCCAUCAUCCAGCCAGAACCAGAAAAAAAGGAUCCUUCUCGAUUGACCAGAGAAGAAAGUGAAACACCAGAAAUAUGGGCUCAGAUAUGCAUUCAAAGAAUGGUUGAGUUAGCAAAGGAAAGAUCUACUAUGCGCCGUGUAAUGGAUCGGAUGUUUGUUUACUUUGAUUCUAGGCAGCAUUGGGCUCCUCAGCAAGGGCUAGCAGCAAAAGUCUUAUCCAGCAUGGCCUAUUUCAUGGAGAACUCUGGGAAUCAACAGUUAAUUCUAACUUGUGUGGUACAUCAUUUGGAUCACAAAAAUGUUAUGAAUGAUCCAAAACUUAAGACAUAUAUUGUUCAAGUUGCCACAUCGUUGUCUAUGCAAAUUAGAUCAGGUGCAGGGUUGAAAGAGAUCGGUUUUGUUGGUGACCUCUGCAGGCAUCUAAGGAAAAGCCUUCAAUCCUCCGGCAGCGAAUUUGUCGGCGAGCAAGAGUUCAAUGUGAAUAUCUCUCUCCAAAAUUCUAUUGAGGACUGCUUACUAGAAAUCGCCAACGGGGUCACUGAUACCCAACCGCUAUUUGACUUGAUGGCAAUAACCCUGGAAAGUUUACCAUCUGGUCCUCUUGCUAGGGCAACAAUCGGAUCAGUGAUAGUCCUUGCUCGUGUGGUCACCCUAGCGUUGUCUCGUUUAAAUUCGCAGCAGGGAUUUCCUGAAGUUCUUCUCGUGCAACUUCUAAAAGUAAUGUUGCAUCCAGAUUUGGAGGCUCGCGUUGGAGCACACGUAAUAUUUUCUGGGCUUCUUUUCCCAAGUUCCUUCCAAACACAUGAUGAUUCCUCUAUCCGGUCUGUAUAUACGGAUCGACACAGUAAAAAGAGUUUUCAGACUGCAUCUACAUCUGCCUCUAUUACGGCUUUACUUGAAAAGCUCCGCAAAGAUCAAGAUGGCAUUAAAACUGAAGGUCAUGGAAGUGCCAUUCAUGAUGGUUGCAAGGAAAAAGAUAUUACUGCUGAAGACUACAAGCCAGGGUAUGGCUUAAAGAAUUCUCCUAACUUCUGCAAACUCAGCUCCAUCAUUGAUAGGGCAAUGGGAUCACCGAGUUUGACUGACACUGAAUUAGGUAUUAUGAAGUUAAAUGAGGAUCAAAUAGGACAGUUGCUUUCUUCCUUUUGGAUUCAAGCCAAUCUUCCUGAUAAUUUACCUGCAAAUUUUGAGGCUAUAUCUCACUCAUUCAUAUCAACACUACUUGUUUUACGUGCAAAGAACCUGAAAGACAAAGACAACCUGUUGAUCCGCUUCUUCCAGCUUCCUCUGUCUCUCUGGACUAUGUUGCUGGACUCCAGUAAUGGAAUGUUGCCGCCAUCACAUCAGAGGUCCGUUUUUGUAUUAUCUACUGGCAUGUUGAUGUCUGCCUGUAAAGUGUACCAGAUUCAUGAUCUGAAUGAUGUGUUCACAUCGUUAGCAAUGUCUGAAGUUGAUCCAUUUUUGGGUAUCAAUGAUGAUCAUCAAGUAUAUGUUAAGGUCCAUGUGGAUUUGAGAGAAUAUGGUACUGCUGCAGAUAAUCAGGUGGCCAUGUCAGUAUUAUCUGAUCUACGGAGCAGAAUAUGCAAAUGUGAUGAGAUCAUAAAGAAUCACUUGGCUCAAAAUUUAGCUAAUAUCACAGAGCUGCAUAGAGAUAACCUGACAACGCUACUCUCGGAGACAUUUAAGCCGGAUGAGGAAUUUGUUUAUGGUCCUCAGUCAAUUCUUGAUCAUAAUAAGAUGAAUUUUCAUCCCCAGGAUUCACUGUCGUUUGAUGGGGAUUUUCCUUCUGGCUCAGGAGUUGAGGAUGACACAAUAAGCGAAGCAUCUGUCUCAGACCUUUCUCGAUUUGUUCCGAAGAUGCCUCCAUCCCCUUCUGUGCCUCAUGUUAUAAGCAUUGGACAGCUUAUGGAAUCGGCACUAGAGGUAGCUGGUCAAGUGGCAGGGUCGACCGUCUCGACCUCACCCCUUCCAUACAACGCCAUGGCCAGCCAGUGCGAGAAGCUCGGGACAUAUGCAAGGAAGAAGCUUUCGAAUUGGCUGACUUUUGAGAAUCAUCAUUACAGUCCAGCUGCUGAUAAAUAUCUUCCUCCAAUAUGUGAUAACUGGAAAUCAGCACUUGAAAAGGAAGUGAAGAGCGGAGAGAAUAGGCAAGUAGCGGCAGCAUCGCCGAGGGAGCCAUGGCUGGCAAUGAAGCUGCCUCCUGCUAGUCCCUUUGACAAUUUCCUCAAGGCCGCUGGCUGUUAACAUAUUAUGUUAAAUCUUGUUUCUUUCUCAUUAAGUGUGUUAACAUUUUGUAUAGGGCACUAACUAACACGCUAAACUUGAAUUGAAUUGAAGGGUGAAUGCUCCUUGUAAGGGUUACUCAAUUAUCAAUUCUAACUGCAUUAUUGUCUA
Arachis ipaensis is the source of this 3684-nucleotide messenger RNA. Its product is annotated as protein SEMI-ROLLED LEAF 2. Lineage: Eukaryota; Viridiplantae; Streptophyta; Magnoliopsida; Fabales; Fabaceae. The record is from RefSeq and is a predicted model, not a curated record.